AUGACCACCUUCCCAACUUAUGAAGAAAGAGCUGCUAAACAUCCUAGUCCAGUUGCAUCCAAGUUACUAAGAUUAAUGGACGAAAAAAAGACCAAUUUAUGCGCCUCCUUAGAUGUUUUGACUACCAAAGAAUUAUUAGACUUAGCAGAGAUCUUAGGUCCAAAUAUUUGUCUAUUGAAAACACACGUUGAUAUUUUAAGGGAUUUCAGUAUGGAAAACACAAUUAUCCCAUUAAAGAAGAUAGCUAAAAAACAUAAUUUCAUGAUUUUUGAAGAUCGUAAAUUUGCCGACAUUGGCAAUACCGUUAAAUUGCAAUAUUCUUCGGGUGUUUACCAAAUUGUUAAAUGGGCUGAUAUCACAAAUGCCCAUGGUGUUACUGGACCCGGUAUAGUUGCUGGUUUAAAACAGGCAGUUAUUGAAGAAAAAAUCGAAGAACCACGUGGUCUAUUGAUGUUGGCUGAGUUGAGUUCAAAAGGUUCAUUGGCCCAUGGGGAAUAUACCAAGGGAUGUGUUGAAAUAGCUAAAACUGAUAAAAAUUUUGUUAUUGGGUUUAUAGCACAACAUGAGAUGGGAGGCAGAUCGGAUGGAUUUGAUUGGUUAAUUAUGACACCUGGUGUUGGUUUAGAUGAUAAAGGCGAUAGUUUAGGGCAACAAUACAGAACCGUAGAAGAGGUUAUUGUAGAAAGUGGUAGUGAUAUCAUUAUUGUUGGCAGAGGGUUGUUUGCUAAGGGUAGAGACCCCAAAGUGGAAGGGUUGCGUUAUAGAAAGGCCGGUUGGGAUGCUUAUAUGAAGAGAGUUGGAAAGUAA
Messenger RNA from Saccharomycodes ludwigii, 807 nucleotides. RefSeq names its product orotidine-5'-phosphate decarboxylase (gene URA3). Gene Ontology annotation, biological process: 'de novo' UMP biosynthetic process; 'de novo' pyrimidine nucleobase biosynthetic process. Gene Ontology annotation, cellular component: cytosol. Gene Ontology annotation, molecular function: orotidine-5'-phosphate decarboxylase activity. The coding region runs from base 1 to 807 and encodes 268 amino acids. Lineage: Eukaryota; Fungi; Ascomycota; Saccharomycetes; Saccharomycodales; Saccharomycodaceae. The transcript has a single exon. The record is from RefSeq and is a predicted model, not a curated record.